GGCAUGAGGGUGGGUUUCGUGCCGAUGCCGACCAUGAAGGUGCCGGACAAGUUCUCGCUCGACGCCGGCAACCGGAGCGCGGAGGAGUGCGCGGCCAGGUGCGCCGCCAACUGCUCGUGCGAGGCGUACGCGUACGCCAACCUGCAGAGCAGCAGCGCCAAGGGUGAACUGAGCCGGUGCAUCGUGUGGGCAGGGGAGCUUGUCGACGCGCAGAUGAUCGGCCCGCGCUGGGGCGGCGAGACGCUCUACCUCCGCGUCCCCGUCGCUGCUGCUUCCACUUCCCCAGGUGGAAAGGCCAACAGAAAUGCCGUGAAAAUAGCAGUGCCGGUGUCAGCAGCUGUCCUGCUGGUAACAUGCAUUUUCUUUGUAUGGUUCUGCAGAUUCAGAGAAAAGAAAAGAAAAACCGAGAGCCAGAAGACGCUAAUGCCCGGGAUCAGAACCGGGACCACAAACACAUCGAGCGAAAUCGGGGAAGGAGAUCACACCGGAGACCUCGAGUUCCCGUCCAUACGGUUCGCCGACAUUGUCGCCGCCACGGGCAACUUCUCCAAGACCCUCAUGAUCGGGCGCGGAGGCUUCGGCAAGGUUUACAAGGCAAAACUAGACGGCGGUCAGGUGGUCGCUGUGAAGAGGCUAGGCAAGGAUUCAGAGCAGGGAGCAGAGGAGUUCAAGAACGAGGCGAUUCUUAUCGCCAAGCUGCAGCACCGGAACCUGGUCCGUCUCCUUGGCUGCUGCACCGAGGGGGCAGAGAAGCUGCUCAUCUACGAGUAUUUGCCCAACAAGGGCCUCGACGCCAUCCUCUUCGACAGUGAGAGAAAACUGGUGCUGGACUGGCCGACCCGGCUGGGGAUCAUCAAGGGCGUGGCGAGGGGGUUGCUCUACCUUCACCAGGACUCCAGGCUGACGGUGAUACACAGGGACCUCAAGGCCAGCAACGUUCUGCUGGAUGCAGAGAUGAGGCCCAAGAUCGCCGACUUUGGCAUGGCAAAGAUCUUUGGUGACAACCAGGUGAAAGCCAACACCCGGAAAAUCGUGGGAACAUAUGGCUACAUUGCUCCAGAGUACUCAACGGAGGGCGUCUUCUCGGUCAAGUCCGACGUGUACAGCUUCGGUGUGCUGCUGCUGGAGAUCGUGAGCGGCAUCAGGGUAAGCGCAACCGAGGGCAUCAUGGAGUUCCCCAGCCUCAUAGUCUAUGCAUGGAGCCUGUGGAGAGAAGGGAAGGCAGGUAAGCUGGUGGAUCCAUCCAUGGCAGGGAGCUGUUCACAGGAUGAGGCAUUGCUCUGCAUCCACGUGGGCCUCCUGUGCGUCGAGGACGACCCAAGCCGGAGGCCGCUCAUGUCGUCCGUCGUGUCCAUUUUGGAAAAUGGAAGCGCGUCGUCGCUGUCCCUCCCGACGCCGGUGCAGCCUGCUUUUAUCGAAAUGAUGGGAGACAAGAGCCAGAGAAGCGAUCUCGAGAACACCAGGAACACCAUGGCCAUGACAGUUCUGCAAGGCCGGUAGCACAGUAGUAACUGCAACUUUCUUCAGAAGGAAGCUGCACUGGUACUAGUAUUUUUAUUGGUGGAAACUCCAGAUUUGUAGAGCAUUUGUUACAGAUAUAAAUGAAAGAUGUAUUUAGAGGAGUGUUCAGUUGAUCAGCCUUGAAAUAGAUGGUAAGAAUGUCUUGCUGAAAUUGAAAUAUUUAUCAUGUUAGACUGAAAAAUUAUUCAGAAAAGUUGUGCA
This is a messenger RNA of Triticum urartu, 1722 nucleotides long. Its product is annotated as G-type lectin S-receptor-like serine/threonine-protein kinase B120. NCBI's taxonomy places the organism in Eukaryota, Viridiplantae, Streptophyta, Magnoliopsida, Poales, Poaceae. Gene Ontology annotation, cellular component: plasma membrane. Gene Ontology annotation, biological process: protein phosphorylation; recognition of pollen. Gene Ontology annotation, molecular function: protein serine/threonine kinase activity; ATP binding. The record is from RefSeq and is a predicted model, not a curated record.